Molecule: messenger RNA, 2771 nt
Organism: Spirodela intermedia
Lineage: Eukaryota; Viridiplantae; Streptophyta; Magnoliopsida; Alismatales; Araceae
Source: the annotation of a GenBank genome assembly
AUGGGCGCGGGCUUCGUGGUGGGAGUCCUUGGAUGCCUCAUCCUGUCCCAUGCUGCCUACUCCACCGUCCAGUGUAAAUCUCCUCUCCGAUCCCUCAUCCCCUCCGUAUGGUGAUUCUUCGCAUCCCGUUCUCGUCCCUUGACGUUGGUGUCUUUGGUAUGUGUUUCCUUGGCAGAUCGGGGCAUGCUGAAGAUCGUGGAGGAGGAAUUCAAUGGGCCGCCGAUAAGUGUGAGCGAUAUGAUCCUUUUAUCCUGUUUUUUGCUCAUCUGGCGAGGCUGCGCUGCCGUGCUGUCGAAUUUAGGGUUCAAUCUUUUCUGGUUGUGCCCCCCGCAGGUCGUGAUUGAGCUGCUCCUUGGUUUGGCGCUGUCGGUGUGGGCGGGGUUGUCCGCCCCGGGCAAGUUCCUUUCGAUACUCCCAGACUCAGACGAAAAUAGGUCAGCUCCUUUUCCUUGUUCAGAAUUCACGUCGAUUUGGAGUGUAGGCUAUUCAUUAGAUGGCCUUUAUUUUUUCAUAAUUUAUGAUGAAAAUUGGGAGAAUGUGGUGUGGAGCUGCUUGAAGAAAUGCAUUUACCCAGGUUCUGUGUUUGGUGUUUUGCCUUUUCUUUUCGGAGUACAGUCCACGGGAGGAAAGAUUGACCCACUAAACUAGUUCGUUUAUAAAUUUUCAGUAGAAAGAUCCCGCACUUCCUCAGAUCUCACUUCUCGUAGUCAAUUAUUUAAUGUGACAGCUUUUGCUGCACUUUUUCUGAAAAUCUUCCAGAGUCCUCUCGUCAGUUUUAUUUUCCAUUCAUCCCUAUUUUCUUUCCAUCCUUUACCUUAUAUUAUUUCUAUAAUGGAAUACAUCCGCUUUCUUACAGAUUUCUUACAGAACAUAAUAUGCAUCCGUUUACAAAGCUGGCUAGUAUAAGAAAAAAUAAAAUAACUUGCAGACUAGAACAAUUUCUCAAAAUGGGAUAUACAUAUGAAUAAAAUCUGGGCGAUAUGAACCAGUUGGUGUAGCUCCUAAACUGCUCUCUACGCCCACACUGCAUUCUGUUUCUCUAGUUUCCAUUACGAUUGCCUCAUAACUGUCUUUUCUCUCACAUAUUUUUCCUCCCGUCCGUUAUAUUGAGGGUUUUUGUCAUUUUUCUCUACCAUUCUAUAAAGGUUAUCCUCCACAACCCUUGGGAUCUGGAAGACUGAAGAGGAUGUUGUCCCCAUAGCUGAAUUUCACGAACGCAAUAUCUCAGCCAUUGACAUACUCAUGAUCCCUAGUUUAGUCUUAUUCCAUCCACUCAAGAUAUGACUUCUGAUAGAAAACAUGACUAUUUAUCUUUGCAUAAACUGUCAUUAUAUGAUUUCAUUGUUUUUUUUAGUGUUGUGCGAUUUUUAUUCUCUAUAAACUUGAAUUACGGAGAAACUCUCUAUUUCACUUGGACUUUUAGUUCCCCUCAAACUAUACACAUCUUAUCGUUUAAGCCUUCAAUUAAUUUUCCAUGAAUUACGAAAAAUAUUCGUGGAAUGUUUCAUCACUAUGUGAAUGAUUAUGCUUAUUUUUCUUUGAUGACAAUAAAUGAGGGUAACUAAUAUUCUUCUAAUCUGGUUCAGUAUUUACCAAUGCCGGCCAGUGUUAAAUCGAUUAUCUUUAGUGAUCUAUAACCGCAUAUCCUCUCAGUUAAUCAUCCAAUUAGUCUUCCGUUUGCUACAAUGAAAGUUUACAGAAAAUUUAAUUUCUUUUUGAAUAAUUAUGCUUUCUUUUCUUAGAAACAAUGAUUCUUGGGAAAAGGUAACUUAACCAAGUGAGGUUAAGUUAAUUUUCUCUAAGUUGGUUAAUAUUAACCAAUCUCAACCGUGACAGUGAAACAAGGGACUAAAUGGUAAAAUAUGUAAUGGUUGUGGGGACCCAAAGGCCCAAGUGAAAAAGAGAGGGGCUUGUUUAGUCUAUAAUUAAAGUGAUUUAUGGGGGGGUGAAACCAGGUGACUCCUUUCUUGAAUGGAAUAUUUUCCAUAUCCUGAGAUCCGUCAGAGUUAGCCCAUCACUUAGAUGGCAUGAGAGAAAUCUUAAUCUGCUGAAAAUAUCUAGUCUGCUAAAAACCGCGUUUGAUGCCUGAAUUUUGGAUAAUCAGUUUGUCACUAUUGCUUUGCUCAUCAAUCUAUCACCAUUGAUGCUGAGGAGAUGGGAUUUUCUCCUUUCUUCUAAAGACUAGGGGAUUUCCGAAGAACAACAACUGUGUGUGUGUCAUUCACUCAGUUGAGUUGAAUAUGUUUGACGAAAUUAUAGGAGAAAAACCUUGUCGGACAGUCUCUAUUUUUUUUAUAAUUCUUCAAAGUUCAUAUAAACCCGGUAAUUCGAUUUGAUUUUUUUUCACAUUUCUAUUAAUCAAAAUAUGCAUUGCGGGAUGGUUUUUCAUAAUCCAGAGUCUUAUAUCCUUGUUCAACCCAGGGAUUCAAUCUUUGACAUAUAUUAAUUUCUAUGAACUAAGAAAGGAAUUUCGGGAUGUGGCUUCAGGAUCUAUAGUUUUUAUUUGAAUUCCUCGAAGCCCACAUAAACCCAGGAAUCCAAUCUCUGACGUCUUUUGUUUCAGUGAAUGAAAGGGAAAAAAAGAAAGAAAGAAGAAUCUAAGGAUGGUAGAUAUGAAUCCGUGUAUUCUCACUACGGCAUUUUUUCACUUGUAUCAAUAAAAACAUUAAAAUUGCAGGAUGGUUUCUCUUCCGGCCAAUCUUGACUUCUUGACGUUCAACCACCGGGCCCGGGCCUUCCCCUGCGACCCAGAGCUGAAGCUUAAGAGAUAG